Mirounga angustirostris (Northern elephant seal) is the source of this 2683-nucleotide messenger RNA. It is a transcript of the gene CCDC144A, whose product is annotated as coiled-coil domain containing 144A. Bases 50 to 2584 code for a protein of 844 amino acids. NCBI's taxonomy places the organism in Eukaryota, Metazoa, Chordata, Mammalia, Carnivora, Phocidae. The record is from RefSeq and is a predicted model, not a curated record. The transcript is spliced from 10 exons.
AUUUUGAAAUAGUAUUUUUUAUUUGUAGGUCAAAAAGCAAAUUAAUUUUAUGGAUGACCUUGACUUAACGGAGUCAUCUGGAACAGCUUCAGAGGAUUCCAAGUUGCCUUGCUCUAAGUAUAUGAGUUGCAAGUCGCUAAUUGUACCAGUUGGCCAGGAUCGUAAAGAUUCUACUACUUUACUAAAAAUCCAGGAUGCGAUUCUUUUGUAUAAAAAAUUAGUAGAACUUAAAAAAAAUCAGUGUAAACAACUUAAAAGAAAAAAUAAAGAAAUGGAAAAUAAGAUUAAUGGACUACAAAAGGAGCUAUCAGAAACAAAAGAGUUGAAAUUGCAGUUGGAGCAUCAAAAAGUGAAAUGGGAACAAGAACUUAGCGAUUUGAGAUUUACCUUCAAACAAGAAGAAAAAAAAAGAAGAAAUGCUGAUAAAUUAUAUGAAAAAAUGAGGGCGCAAUUCAGAGAAAAAGAAGAGCAGUAUAAUAAAGAAGUUGAAAUGAAACAACAACUUGAACAUACUUUUGCAACAGUAGGUGUGGAAUUGAGGACUGUAAGGAAUAAUUUGGAUCAGGUUGUAGAGGAGCGAAAUGACGCUAAGUUACAACUUUCUCGAGAACAGAAUGCCAGAGUAUUACAAGAUGGAAUUCUAAAGAAUCACCUUUGCAAACAAAAGGAGAUUGAAGUGGGUAAUAACAGAAUGAAUUCUGGGAUUUCUAAUAGUCAUAAAGAAGAAAAAGAUCUGUUGCCUAAAACCCACAUGUGGCAGGAUGAAAUUGCCAUGCUAAGACUGGAAAUAGACACAAUAAACAGUAAGAACCAGGAAAUGGAAAAGAAAUAUUGUGAAGACAUUGAAAUUAUAAAAGAAAAUGUCAGUCUUCUAAAGGCCAUAAAACUGAAUGAGGAAACAUUAACAAAAACAAUAUUAGAAUAUAGUGGACAGAUUGAUGCUCUGACCACUGAGAAUACAAUGCUAAAGUCUAAACUGGAGAAUGAAAAGCAAAACAAAGAAAGACUGGACACACAAGUUGAAUCAUAUCGAGCUAGACUAGCUACUGCUCUAGAGGAUUAUGAUCAAAGUCAGGCGUCAAAAAGAGACCUAGAACUUGCUUUCUGGAGAGCAAAAGAUGAAUGGUUUUGUCUGCAGGACAAACUGAAUUUUGAUGUGUCUAACCUAAAAGAAAAUAAUGAGCUUCUUUCUCAAAACCUUUCUAAAGCUGAAAGUGAAUUCAAUACUUUAGAAAUUGAGCUCCAUCACACAAGAGAUGCUCUCAGGGAAAAGACUUUGGUUCUAGAAUGUGUACAGAGAGACCUAAGUCAAACACAGUGUCAGAAAAAGGAAAUGGAACACAUGUAUCAAAAUGAACAAGAUCAAGUGAAUAAAUACAUUGGAAAGCAGGAAUCCUUAGUGGAGAGAUUAUCUCAACUACAAAGUGAAAAUAUGUUGCUUCAACAGCAUCUAGAUGAUGCUCACAACAAAGCUGCCAGUAAAGAACAUGUAGUAAUUAAUAUCCAAGACCAGUUUCAGGGUAUCAUAAAAAAACUUCAAGCUGAAAGUGAAAAACAAGGUCUUUUGCUGGAAGCAAGCAAUAGAGAGUUAAUCAAUGAAUGCAAUCUUUUAAAAGAAAGAAUGUAUCAGUAUGAAAAGGAGAAAGUAGAAAGAGAAGUUGAUGAUCUUACAGCAAAACUGGAAACUGCGUCUUCAAAAUGUCUAUACCUGGAUGCAAACAACCAGCUUCUUACCCAGGAGUUAACAUCUAUGAAGGAAAUGCAGAAGAAAUAUGAAAAACUAGAGAAGAAUAAAAAGAAGUUGGAACAAGUAGUAAACCUCAGAAGUCAUGUAGAAUUCAGUAUGGUAGAAUACAGUAAAAUAGAACACUAUAAACGGGAGCUUGAAGAAAGAACAAGAUUGGACAUAACAGAAAAAUUAAAAGAAGCCAAUCUGUUUUUCCAGACACAAGUAGCAUCUCAAGAAAGCUUAGGACAGUUAAGAGAAGCUAAUAAUGCUUCAAUAAGAAAUCAAAUGGAACUCAGAAUUAAAGAACUAGAAUUUGAACUAUCCAGAAUGAAAUGUUCUCAAGAAGAUUUUAAUAAAACAGAAUUGGAAAAAUACAAGCAACUCUACCUAGAAGAAUUAAAAGUUCGAAUGUCAUUGACAAAUGAACUGAACAAGACUAAUGAGAAGCUGGCAGAGACCAGUACCAAACUUCUGGUGGAGACACAGCAAAAAAAGUCUUUGAUUAAUACUAUUGCUAUGAGCCCUGUCCUAGAAUUGCCUUCUGUUAGAAAUAUGAAUAAUAGUUCACUGUUCAAUAGAUAUGUUGCUCCGAGAGAAAACCUAGUGAUUCCUACCUCAAGCUCACGGCCUACAAAGAAUGGCGUUGAGACUUUCUUGACCAAGAUGGACAUAUCUCAGCAGGAGAUGGAAAGGAAUAUAACUAGAGAACUAGAAGCUGCUGCUGAAUUUGAAUCAGACUCAUGGUGUAUGACCUCCUCUUUAGAAUCUACUUAUGAAUCACAUGUAAAUGACGAUCUACUAGUGAAAUCUUCAAAAGAAUAUUUACAGAUUUUGAAGAAAAAUUAUAUGUUCUGAAAGACAAACAUUAAAAAUUUAUUUACUGGAUGUUUGUAUAACAUCUUAAUUGUGUCCUACUAAACAUAUCGUGUGAAAAUCUUGAAUAAAGGAAAAUAG